UCAAAAACGCGCAAAAACGUAAACAAAUCAUAAUAACGCAGAGCUUUAAAUUUUUAAUUGAAAAUUGAAAUUUAAUACUAAUAAAUAUUUCUUCAACGAUUCAUUAUGUUAUUGCGAAUUUAAAUUCAAUGGAAAAUGGAACCCAAAGUGAAAUCCGAACCCAAUGAUACUAAAAACUUUCCUAAGCAAACCGGCGUUGUGAAAACUGAACCUAAACCUAAAGCUCCAGCUCCUAAACCUUGCACUAACCGCGCCAAAUCUGUAGUAAAUCGUAAGCCUCCGAACCGGAUGCCAAACAACAGAAAUUCUUAUCCACCUUAUGUCCCUGAUAUAUAUGGAUGUGGACCGUACGGACCGUCUCGUUAUAAUAAUUAUGCGAAUGCUCCUUACCGGGAAGACCGCUGGUCUAGAAAUAAUUCUUACGGCUGGUAUGGAAAUGACGGUUACGGAGGAGGUAACUGGAAUAGAAAUGAUUCUUACGCAGGAGGAAACUGUUACGGAAAUGAUAAUUAUGGAGGAGGAAACGGGUACGGAUAUGAUAACUAUGCAGGAGGAAACGGGUACGGAUAUGAUAAUUAUUCAGGAGGAAACUGGUACGGAGAUGGUAACUAUGCAGGAGGAAACGGGUACGGAUAUGAUAACUAUGCAGGAGGAAACGGGUACGGAUAUGAUAACUAUGCAGGAGGAAACUGCUACGGAGAUAAUACUUACGCAGGAGGCAACUGUCUCAGUAAAACCCAAUUGAAGAAAAAACAAAAACGUGAAUUAGCUGAAUUAAAUUCAUCCUCAUCUGCCAAGAAAGUUAAAAAACCCCAAAAACCUAAGAAAGAUAAAACACCCGAAAAGACGAGUCCGCCUGCUAAGAAAGGUAAAAAAUCCAAACACAAACACGAAAAAAAAUCCAGAAAGAAGAAUCCGCCUGCCAAAACAGUUGAAACACCCCCGAAUCAGAAACAAGAUCAAGAUCAAGAACUUAGCUCCGAUUCUUCUUAUAGUGAUGAUGAAGAUUUGAUAAGCAGUGGAACACACAAGUGCAGCGCUAUUUCGAUAUUCAAUAAGCUGAGUUAUUACGAUGCCAUAAAAACUUUUGAAGUACCCAAAAAAGACUCUGAACAGUCCUAUAUAAAGUCAGAACUUGAAGAAGUGAAAAUGUCACCGUACGAGGUUCAAAUGAAUAAUAUCUAUAAUGACAAGAUCUUCGAACUUAUGGCGCGUAAUGAUUUAUUAAAAUCGUCUCUGUCACCGAAUACUCAGCGAUCAGAUUCAUCGAUCGUAGAAAACCCUUGCGCUGUAAAGGGUUAUAUAUGGGAAAAGGACGUGGAUAUUCCAGCCAUUCGUAUUGUAGACGACAGAAUUAGAGAAACAACCGCAUCUUAUCUGAGUAAUCCGAAUGUUUGUAAGCGUGUGUUGAUCAGAUUGAUCGCCGAUCUGAACGACGCAGUCAAAUUUGAAGGAUUUACAAAUCAAUGGAAUUGGUAUGGUUCCUACUUGAGCGGUUCAGCUUGCAGGGAUAGCACAAUAAAUCUUUAUUAUGAACUUGUGCCGGAAAGUACUGAUGUUGGUACCAUUGAGUGUGGAACAGUAUUCAAAAAACUUUGUCAGGAUUCUUUGAAAAAAUGUGAAGCAUUUUCCGAUUUAGAAUCCAACGAACGUAGACCAUUUCCUUGGAUAAGAGCGUACCAUCCAAAAGUCGGCAGAAAGAUAAACAUAACUUUCUCGAAUGAUUCGCAUUCGGGCGAAUUGAAAGUCCAAAAUUCAUACUUGAUGAAACUGUAUUUUAACAUGAACCCGAAUCUGAAGGACUUGACUAUAUUCCUGAAAAUCAUAAUGCAAAAAUACGAUAUACAUGGAAACCGCGGUCUUGGUAGGAUGAAUACGUUCACGUUGUUCUGGCUCGUUGCGUUUUUCAUGCAACAGAAAAAGUUAUUGCCAGCUGUGAUCGAAGUACGAAAGGCAGCCAAAAUAAUAUACCACGUAAACGAAUGGGAUUGUUCGAUGCCUGAAGAAUUUUCGUUUCCAACCGAGCCGAUUUCAUUGUACUCGUUACUGCUGGGAUUUUUCGACUUUUAUCGUGAUUUUGAUUUCUCCAAAUACCUCGUGUGCCCGUACCUUGGUAGCGCUGUUUUGUUGAGCGACUUCGAACGAUUACUGAUUCCUAGUAACGAAUUUUCUACGUAUUUGAGACUGAUGCAGAAUUCUUGGAAAUUGACGUUCCGCAGAAGUGUGAUAAAUCUGCAAGAUCCGUCUGAUCUGAGCUUCAACACGGCAGCAGGAAUACUGGACGAAUGUGCGAAUAAAUUCAAAGUCGUUUGCCAUCGUUUGAGCGAUUUGCUACCUCGAUCCGUGGAACAGAUUGAAAAAAUGGAUUGUUUCUGUAACCUUUUGCCAAAUAAGAUGCCGAUGGAUUUCUGCGAUUAUUUUCCGCAUAAUCUCACUCAAUACCAUACGAUCGUUCUGCAUACCAAUGCCGCGGCCGAUUUAGGUUUCGAUGACCAACGCCAGAAGAAAUUGAACCAAAUCUAUAUACUGGAGGCUGUUCGUAAAAUUAUGGAGUUUGUGUUUAAGUUGGAAAAAAAGAAGAUUGUAAUCGCUCAAAACGUUUCUCAAGUUGUGUUCAGCAUCAGUAAAGGCAGCACCGUUAAACGAACUUAUCCAGUCAUUUAUUUCGAAUAUUGUUCGUCGGCGAAUACCUGGCAAUGUGAUUACAUGAAAGAGAUCAUUCCGCGGAAUGCGGACGAAAAAAAACCACUUACAGUUAACUUAACUUGUGACGUGUGUUUGGAGACUGGAGUCGUCAAGUUAUUCGUUCAAAGUGAUGUCGAUUUCAUUAAGUUUUUACGCUUGUAUUUGCGAAAAUUAGUGAUAUAUACGUUGUCAGUGAUUGUGCCUCCUUAAACAUUAUUUUAGUCUAGUUGGAGAAAUAAGAUUGUUUUUUUUUUUUGUUUUAGUUUAAGAAUUUUUUUCAAGUGAGAUACGCACGUACCUACGUUUUUUGUUUGUAUUCUUGUGCUGUUUUUUGUUACAUUCGUGUUUGUAAACUUUUCAUUCGCGAAAUAAAUGAUCUCCGUUUCAGUGAGAA
Molecule: messenger RNA, 3079 nt
Organism: Planococcus citri (citrus mealybug)
Lineage: Eukaryota; Metazoa; Arthropoda; Insecta; Hemiptera; Pseudococcidae
Exons: 8
Coding region: 136-2895 (919 amino acids)
Source: RefSeq, a predicted model, not a curated record